CAUGGUGAGGAAGCAACGUUUGGUAUUCUAGAACUUUGCUCAAAUGGAUGAUCGGAAAAGAGGUGGCACUGACGAUUUAGCUACUUUAUCUGAACUGAAUGAGGAGAUAAUUCUUCACGAACUGAGAGCCAGAUACAGUCAAGAUGUCAUCUACACCUACGUCGGCGAUAUUCUUAUCGCACUCAACCCGUUCAAGCCUCUGGAAAUUUACCACAAAAGUACUGCAGAAACAUACAAGAUGGCACAGAAAUCAUCCCAGCCUCCUCAUAUCUUUGCAAUUGCCAACUCCGCAUAUCAAGCGAUGCUGGGUGUGGGAGGAGCAAGUCCUAACAGUCAGUGCUGUGUGAUAAGUGGAGAAAGUGGGGCAGGGAAAACAGAAUCAGCAAAACUGCUAAUAAGUCAGCUUGUUGAAUUGUCAAGAGGAACUUCUCAGUUGGAACAACAGAUCCUUCAGGUGAAUCCACUGCUAGAGGCCUUUGGGAAUGCUCAAACUCUAAUGAAUGACAACUCAAGCAGAUUUGGAAAGUAUAUUCAGCUAAAAUUUCAGCAAGGCAUGGUCAUUGGUGCUAAAAUUUCUGAAUACCUUCUGGAGAAGUCCCGUGUUGUUCGACAAAGCAGAGGAGAGGAAAAUUUUCAUAUCUUCUACUACUUAUUCGCCGGGCUUUCAGCUGAUGAACAUAGCAAAUAUGGACUGACCAGGCCAGACAAAUACCGUUAUCUAUGCGAUGGAACAGCAAGUUUGAAGAAAGUCAAGAAGAACAAAAUGAUGUUUAAUGAGCUUCUGAAUGCUAUGGACAUGGUUGGGUUUCUUGACGAGGAACAAGAGGAUCUGUUCACAGUUCUUGGUGGUGUUCUGAACAUGGGUAACAUCGCUUUUGAGAUGGACGAAAAUGAAGGAGCCAUUGUUAAAGACGCACAUGGGCCUUUGAAGAUGGCUGCGAAACUUCUGGGUGUUGACACGGAGAAACUAGCAGAAGUGUUGACCUCCACAUCAACCACCACUCGUGGCAGUGUGAUUAAAAGAAGACUGAAAGACCACCAAGCGAUGGAUGUUCGAGAUGCGACAUCGAAAGCAAUGUAUGGUCGUCUCUUUGGCUGGAUUGUUAACAAAGUCAACCAGCUUCUGGCUCCGCCAUUGGCAUCAAGAGGAGAGGAGGUGACAGAAAUAGGUAUUCUUGAUAUAUUUGGCUUUGAACAUUUUGAGAAAAACAGCUUUGAGCAGGCCUGCAUCAACUUAGCCAAUGAGCAACUCCAGUUCUUCUUCAACCAGCACAUUUUCUUGUGGGAGCAGGAAGAGUACAAGAAGGAAGGCAUUGAUUGGACAAGCGUCACAUUCGCGGACAACAAACCUGUCUUGGAUUUGUUUCUCAAUAAACCAAUCGGUGUGUUGGCGCUGCUAGAUGAGGAGAGCCAUUUUCCGCAGAGCACAGACCAUUCAUUUGUGGAGAAAUUGAGACAAAACUGUGGGAAAAGUAACGUUUUUAUCAAGUCAAGGCAGUCAAACACGAACCUGUUUGGGAUCUGCCACUAUGCUGGAAAGGUUGAAUAUGACGCUACAGGUUUCCUGGAGAAAAAUCGUGACACUCUCCCACCAGGUGUUAUGAAUAUGCUGCGUAGAAGUGAUAACAGUUUGAUCACCACUAUCUUUUCUGGUACGGUCACUCGAACUGGUACAUUGGCUUUACAAGGACGAGUGAGCAAAGGAAAUGUGGUCAGAAGAACUAAGCGACUAAGUAAAGCUCGUCAAGGAAUGCCAGCCACCAAAAAGCCAACAGUUGGCGCACAAUUCAAGACUUCUUUAGGAAUCCUCAUGGAAAGAAUGACAGCUGCUAGUCCACAUUUUAUCAGGUGCAUUAAGCCAAACCAUGACAAGAUUUCGGACAGUUUUGACCUCAAAUACGUCAGAGAACAGCUGGCUUACACAGGGGUACUAGAAACAACGCGUAUCAGAAGGGAAGGAUUUGCUCUGAGGAUCUCUUUUGCCGACUUCAUCGACAGGUAUAAGCUUGUUUUAUAUACGACAAAUCUGCCGAAAACUGAGUCCAACUGUCGACAAAUUCUGAAGAAGUCAAAUCUACAUGGCUGGCAGAUUGGACAAACAAAGGUUUUUCUGAAGUACUGGCACGCAGACAAAUUGGCGGAUCAGCUCCUAAAAGCUCAGGAAGCCGUUAUUACCAUACAAAAAGUUGUUCGCGGUUUUGUGGCCAGACGAAAAUAUAAACGACUCCGAGAAGAAGCUAUGAUGAACUCCAGGAAAACAGCAACAUUGCUACAGCUUUCCAUUACUUGUGGAAAUAAACUGUACCAUAAACAAGAGGAAUUAAUGCAACAAGAUAACAAGGAAAAAGAAGAAAUCCUAAGGAAGAGAACUAUGAAUUAUAUUGCCUUAAAUUUCCCACCUCCACCCCCUGAAGAAGACGAGGAUUACUUUCCACCACCCCCACCAGAUGCUCUUGGCUUGCCUCCAAAGCAAAGCCAUGGGUCACUUGAUGAGAUAGAGAUAGAUGACGAGUUUCUUACGGAAGACAUGGAAGAUGAAGAAGAUGUCUUUAUUGGUCAGCCCCACCCUAUCAAAGGUGCAUUUGGUGGAGUGGUUAACAAAGCAGCUGCCGUGCAGUGGUUUCAAGAGACACAGGCUCCAAAGGGAGUUGUACAGGAUGAAAGUGGAGGAUUCAGUGUAUGGUUUCACGGAAUUAUUUCUAGGAGGGAAUCUGAGCGCUUGCUAUCAAAUAAACCAGUGGGUUGUUUCUUGAUCCGAGUCAGUGAAAGCCGGUUUGGUUACACGUUAUCCUACAGGGUAAAGAGCCGUUGUAAGCACUACAUGAUCGAUCAGACCCGCUCUGGGAAGUUUCUGAUUGUUGGAAUGCAGCGAGUCUACAAAUCUCUAAAGGAAAUGGUCAAUAUACACAAAAGGGAACCCAUAAAUUCAGAAGGAGACGUUCUCAUUGAACCUUGUGGACAGGAGUCUGAAGAAGAAGCAGAUUAUGUGGAACUGAUCAACGUAUUAGAGGAAAAGAAAUAUGUUGCUCUCCGUGACGUAAAUAGGAAUAAAAAUAAUAAUAAUGAUGAUGAUGAUGCGCCCCCACCCCUUCCGCCCAAGUCUCCAAAAUCUCCGAAACCUAAGGAGGAAACGUUACCACCGCCAAUUCCAGCACGUAAUUAUCAGGGAACAAGACUUCGCUGACGGUGACCUGGGACCCAAUUUUAUCUCUGAUACUGGAUGCAUUGGGUAUCCUGGUGAUUUACCAUUCUGUAUUGAGCUUUAUCAAAAGAAAAAGUUGAACGCUUUCAAAACACCGUGAAUUUCUGGCUUAAGUAUGAGACAGGUUGGUCUUAACAACCUGAAAGAACGUCAUUCAGUGAGCCAUCCUAGUCAUGCCGAGUUCAUAACAUUGGAUCAAGAUAGAAUUUCCAUGGGCUAAGAAAAUGCUUUUUUUUGGAUAAUCUAAUACAUUUCACCAUUGCCUUUGGGUGUAAAAAAGGCUUAUUUAUCUUGAUAUUUGAUUUACUAUUACUUUGUCUUUCUUGAAAAUGAAAAAUAAAAAAGUCAAACUAAAUCAUAA
Molecule: messenger RNA, 3563 nt
Organism: Pocillopora damicornis (cauliflower coral)
Lineage: Eukaryota; Metazoa; Cnidaria; Anthozoa; Scleractinia; Pocilloporidae
Product: myosin-IIIb
Biological process (GO): regulation of actin filament length; peptidyl-serine phosphorylation
Cellular component (GO): myosin complex
Molecular function (GO): protein serine/threonine kinase activity; protein binding; ATP binding
Source: RefSeq, a predicted model, not a curated record